GGAAGGCGCUGGGCAAAGCACGUUUAUGAUCUAUCUCCUCACCUUCGAGCGAGUUUCUCGCUGACAGCGGCGCUGCGCGGACGUCGGAAUUCCCACCAGGAGAUCCGUGGCUGCCGUGGGGAUCGCAGCGGGCAGAGAGAAGGCCGGGAGAGAAUGGCUCCUCCGCUGCAGGAGACCGCGUCGGGAGUGGGGUCGGGAGCGGGAGUUGAGGAGAAAAGGGCCAACGGGGGCGGCGAGGUCCGUUCCCGCCGCUUCUUCACCUGGGAGGAGAUCCAGCAGCGCUCGGGUCGGAUCAAGCCCGAGCGGUGGCUGGUGAUCGACAGGAAAGUCUACGACAUCAGCAGCUUCCACCGGCGGCACCCGGGAGGCUCCAGGGUGAUCAGCCACUAUGCCGGGCAAGACGCCACGGUGAGAGUGGUGUGCGGGUUGUGCUCCUCUUCCUCCUGGGGGGGGGGGGGGGUUGCAGGUCGCGGCGGGGAAUCCCUCGUAGCCCUGGAUUACCAAGUGCGCAAGGCGGAGAUGCGGAUUACCAGUCGCUCUUUCCUGGGACCGGCAACUUUUGGGGUGGUUCUAGAACGGAGUUAUCCUGGUGAAUGACGGGAUGCGCGUAGAGGUCGUGUGAACGUUUCAGCUUGGCAAUAGUUGGCCCCCCUGCCCUGACGGUUUCUUCCUGGCGCUCUCAUAGCUGGUGCUUCCCUCCUCAGGAGGGGAUGGUCUCAAAACUACCUGUCAAUAUCCUUUUGCUGCGUCUUUGUCUUUUAUUUCAUACUUGCUAAUUAGCUGUUACUAUUAAGGCCUCAAGCGUAGCAUAAUGAGUUCCAUAUCAGAUCAGUAAUGUGUAGGUUUAUCUCGGUCCAGCGGAAACGAGCAGGCACUGCACAGGCCUUUCUUGUGCUAGGCCUGCCUGGGAGCCCAGGGCCUUUCCAACAUGCAGGCCCAGCAGCGCCCACUGCUCCCCCCCCCCCCCAGAUAAGGUGCUGGCCCCAUGUUCACCUUUGGUCAGUCUUCAUUGAGCCACUAAGGUUGGGGGAAUCCUCUUCCAGGGCCCCUGUGGGGCAGUGUGAGGGGGCACCUAUCUUUGGGGUGGGGUGGGGCAGCUCAUAGACCAGGGGCAGCAGCAGUGGCUGCCCAGAGGACUCCCAAGGAGAGUGGAGAGAAGGCUGAGGGAAGACUCCACAAGGGAGGGUGUUUGAAAAAGGGUGAGAGGCUGCUAGCUCUGCAGGCAAGGGGUGACAUAACUGGGCUCCUGAGUCCCACGGGGUGCUGCAGAAAGAAGGUAGCUGGUCAAGGGAGCCGUGGACUCAAAAAAGUUGAAAACCUGUGCAUUUUGGCAUUGAGUUACCUAUAAAUAAAUAGUUUUCUUCUCAUCAAAUAUAUGAAGAUUCACUGUCAGCUUCCCUGAGUCCUACAUAAAAUAAGCCUAAUCCAUCCUUGGAAAUAUGCCAGCCACAUUUACUCAUCAUGCAAAUUUUUCUAGCCCACCAGUCCAUGUGUGUGUCUGUGUGUGUGUGUGUGUGUGUUAGUUAUAUGUGAUCCCAAAGAUAAAAACUGACUUUUAUAACAACUCUUGGGUUGUGUGGAGGUGUGUGUGUAUAUAUAUAUAGUAGUUUUCAUUUAUAUACAUUUCAGUUAGUUGUUUUACAAUAGUUGUAACAUUUAAAACCUCGAUUUCCUUCCUUCUCUUUCUGCGGUUCCUUAAAUUUAUUUUCAUCAUUUCCUGCAUAUUCUAAAUUAACUUAUUCUUUUAUUCAUUUAUUUUAAUUAUAUAUUCUUUCGAAACUGCAGGUUAUUUUAAUAAUCCUGCCAAUGUCUUUAUCUGUUUACAAUUUUUUUGUAAAUAUUCAAUAAACCAUUUCUGUCCUUUUACAAAAAGUUCGUUAUCUUGACUUCUUAUUCUUCCGGUAAGUUCCGCUAUUUCUGCAUAGUCCUGCAUGGAGAUAAUUUUAAUUUACCAUAGGUGAUAAAGCAAAUAUUUAAAAGCCUGGUUUCUUGCCUAUGUGCUGAUUGUUGUGGAAGGAGGCAUGCGGCCACACAUAUAAGAAAUGGGUGUAGCAUAUAUACAUGUGCAUACAGGAGAUGUUAAAUCAUCACACUAGUGGUGAGAAGGAUGCUAAUAAAUAAAGAAAUGGGUUGUGAAUGAAUGACCAUAUAUGUGUAGUAGAAAAGAUGUGACUCUGUCUCUUAAAAUAUUGCAUUACUUUUAAGCAUUUAAGAAGUAUACAUGUACCCACAGAGCAGAGAGAUCAAUGGAAUGGAAAAGACGACACAUCUUAAGACCCAUAGAUGCAAAGUCAAGAAAAGAUUAAAUACUUUUGUCUAGUAUAGUAUAUGAGACCUGUGCUUAGGCUGGAGAUACGUCGUGUCUGUGAUAUAAAGGGGAGGGAUUUAAGAGUUGUUUCAUCACAGUACAAAAUUCCUACAUAGAAUUUUACGUUGAAAAGAAUGCACAAGACAGGUCCCCCUCCCCCCCCCCCAUGCACAACUGUUGAGAAACUACCCUCAACUGCAGGGUGAAUGAAAAGUAGUGGAGAAAAGAAACAGAUUCUGGACCUGGAAGUAACACAGGCCAUGUUACCUUACACACUAGCAUGAAAACAACAGAUAUGAAUGUAGAUGAGGUGCACAGCCAACACUCCUUCAACCCUCAAAUGAAAAUGGGUGCAAAUAAGCUGUGUAGCACAUGCAGCAAAUUCUUUGUUUUGAAGCUACUUUUCAUAUCUCACUUCUACCUAGAUGUAUGCUUGCCUUUCAUUCCAUCCCAAUUUUAUGCUUCUUUUUCUCUCCCAGGAUGCAUUCACGGCAUUCCACCUUCAUAGGGAUUAUGUAAGCAAGUUCUUGAAUCCCUUGCUGAUAGGAGAAUUGGCACCAGAUCAACCUAGCUCUGAGUCCAGCAAAAAUGUAAGUUGGGCAUGGGAAACAAUUUAUAUGUCUAUCAUUUUUUUACCUUUACACUGGAAGAAAGCAGGGAAAGCAGAAUUCCAUUCCGCAUUGCAUAUCACUAUAUGGUGCACAUAAUAUUGCACCACUAAAGAGUGGUUUAUGUUCUGUUGUCAGCAGAGGGGACGCAUCUCAUCUGCAUUUCAAAACAGGAAAGCUAAGACUACAUUGUGACUGAGAGCUCAUCCACACUUCUGGUUGGUCCAUGAUUCCUAGGGUAUGGGUCCAAGAGGUUUUUCUUUCGUCCUGCUGCUUUACUGUUGAAUUGGAGCAAACAUCAGUUGGGUGUUCUGUGGAUUGACGUUUGUUCUGAUUCAGCAGUAAACAGCGGAAUUUAAGAAAAACCUCUCUGACCUGUGUCUAGAAGUCAUGGACCAAACGGAAGAAGUAAUGGGACAAAUGGAAGUGUGAAUGAGCCUUCAGACAGUAUGGCAAACACCCGAAAUAAAUAAUAUUUCCUGUUUUCUCCUUUAACUAGGCUUACAAUCCAUUCCUAUCCCUCAUUAUGUAAUGCAGGUGUCAGGGAACCUUUGCUCUUCCAGAUACAGUGGUUAAGAACUUAAUUCAUUCUGGUGAAACUGUUCUUAACCCAAGGCACCACUUUAGCUAAUGGGGCCUCCUGCUGCUGCUGUGCCGCCAUGCAAUUUCUGUUCUCAUCCUGAAGCAAAGUUCUUAACCCGAGUUACUAUUUCUGGGUUAGCGGAGUCUGUAACCUGAAGCGUCUGUAACCCGAGGUAUCACUGUAUUGCAGGGCUACAACUCCCAUCAUCCCCAGCAAGCAUGGCCAAUGGUCAGGGAUAAUGGGAAUUGCACUCCAGCAACAUAUGGAGGGUCGUAGAUUCCCUGCUGACCCACAGAAGAAAGAAAAUUAAUAUGUUUAGAUCUCUUAUUGAACAAACUCAUCUGUGAACUAAAAUUCACAAGAGAAUCUUCCUUGUUGCACUUUACUACAUAAGCUGUAAAAAAAAGGUAAAGGACCCCUGGACAGUUAAGACAACUUUCCGGGUCAUGUGGCCGGCAUAACUAAACUACUUCUGGCACAACAGGGCACCAUGACGGAAGCCAGAGCACAUGGAAACGCCAUGAACUGCUAGGUUGGCAGAAGCUGGGACAGAGCAAUGUGAGCUCACCUUGUUGCGCAGAUUGGAACUGCUGACCUUCUGAUCAGCAAGCCCACAGGAAGCCUGCACUUCCCUCAGUCGCUUUUUGCCUUCUGUUAUCCAACACUUUUCAAAGUUUGUUUGCUACACUUAGGGGUAUAACUAACUAACUAACACACACACACACACUGAUUUGGGGCUACAAUGGCCAAGCCAAAAGUUGUGGCCACCUUACAAUCUGGAUGCAGACAAGCAAGCAUUUCCAUAAAUCAGCAAAGGCAUUUUCCACCCCUGCACCCUCCUUUCCUUUCCAGGAGGCAAGGGAGAGGUGAGCAUUCCAGCCUUGGCUGAUAAUGGGGGAAGGGGUUCAGUUCCACCUAGCAGCUGCUGCAGGAGUCUCCCUCUCUUCUCAACUUCUCUGUUCUGCAGGAAAGAGGCAGGGGAGCCUGUGGGCUUCAGCUCAUGUUGAUAGUGAACCCCUGCCACUCUGCCGAACAGUAGCUGCAUCUGCCUCCUCACCUCCUUUUCCUGCGAGAAAGGGAGAUUGUGGAGGGUGGUAUACUUCCAGCCCCUCACCCUCAGCUUUCCUCCAAAACUUGCAUCUGGUGAGGAUGCGGGAAUCACUGUGGAUCUGCCAUAAUGACGCUUCCACAUCUCUGCAGCUUGAAUCCUGGGAAGAAGGCUCAUCAGAGAGCAGUACCACGGUUCAUACAGAUAGCGUAAUUGUCAAAGACUGGUUGGUAAAUGGUGAUCUAAAGAAUGGGAAUGAACUUCUGGAAACACUACAAUUGUAACAGGGAGACUACAUGGGCUCCCCGGCCAUAUAUUUCUCCAAAGGCUUAUAAGCAUUCAUGUUGAGAAGGCGAGAAGACUUUUAAUGGCAUAAACAGUGGCAUAACCGAGCCUGUGCUCAGGACAGAUGACAGUUUGUGGUCUCUCUUCACUGCCACAACUCAAUGUGCACAGCUGGAAGCUUCUCCCUGUGCCACAGGAAUCACCAGAGGAUUUAGUGAUGCGACUAGUACCGUGGAGAGCAAGUAUGGGGGACUUGUGGUCCUCCAAAUGUUUUUGGACUCUUAACUCCCAUCAUCCGUAGCCAGUGUGGCCCAAUGGAUGAUGGGAGUUGGAGCCCAACAACACCCGUAAGUGGCUGGCGCUCUUUCUCCCUGUUUUCAUUUGAUGCAUUCCAAUGUUACGUGUGUGUGUGUGUGUGUGUGUGUGUCUGGGACAACUGGUUGCUAUUCUUUGUUUCCCCACAGAAAUUGCUAGUAGAAGAUUUCCGGGAGCUGCGGUCCACUGUUGAGAAGAUGGGACUUCUGAAGCCCAACACUCUUUUCUUCUUCCUGAUGUUCCUUCAAAUCAUGGUGCUGGAUGCUGCUGCCUGGUUUACCAUCUGGUACUUUGGAUCAUCCUUAGUGCCGUUCUUUGUGGGCGUUGCACUGUUUACCACCGCUCAGGUAGAAUGUCAGAGACACCAUUCCAUCUUCGAAACUGUUUUUUUUUACACAUUAUUAUUUCAAAAAUACCAUGGGGUUCAUGAAACCAGAACACAGUCCAAUGCAGCUAGCUCUUCACAGCACACUUGGGUUUGGGGUUGUUUGUUUGUUACCACAAAAACCAAAGCUAUUUCCUUAUGCUACAUUAUAAAGUACUUGUGGAACUCUGGAAAGUCUCUAGAGAACUUUGCUGUUUGAAAAUCCGUAUUCAGACAGGGUAGUUUAUCCAUGCACUUAUAGUUUAAUAGCCUCACCAAGAAUCAGACACAAAAUCUGUUUUCAGUUUCAUGGGUCGACCCUGGUAAAUAUGGGGGUGUUGUUGUUUCUGCAUGGGCAUAAUCUUAGUAAAGAAGGAAAAGCCUUCUAGACCCUUCUAGCACCUAUUACAUCCCCUUAUGCCAGCUUCUUUGACCUAGGGAGUCAAACUGCCCCCUCUUCCAACAAACAAAGACGCAAUAUACACAGACUUAGAGCCUAUUGUGUAAGGCAGAGGUGAGGAAUCUGUGACCCUCCAGAUGUUGUUUGACUUCAGCUCCCAUCAGCCCCAGGGACUUGAAUCUUUCAAGAAAAAUAGUCUAGGAGCCCCUAAAAGCUUUUAUGGAGCUGUGGCAUUGGAUUGUGAUUGAUGGAUAUAUUUAAAUAGCAUGAUUGAAUAUACUUACACUAGUUUAGAAAGGGAUCAUGGGGCAUGGGCUGUAAUAUUAGAAUUAAAGAGGUCAGGAAUUAAUGCUGGAGCCUGUUGUGACUAUUUUACUGCUUGCUGAUAGGGAGAAUAAUAUUUGUGUGUGUGUUUUGGUACUUGUAUUUUUUAACUGCUAUGUGAAGAACAAAUAUAUUAAUCACUUUCAUUGAUUCAAUUUGUGUAUUUAAUCAUUCAAAAGGGCAUCCCCAAUUAGUUGAGAAAUUCUUUGCCUUGGUUCAGAUCAGCAUCAUAUAGACAAUCUUCAGGCCUGUUAGCUCCACCCUCUGCUUUUCUGGUACAGCUGCAAGGUGGAAAUAAGAAGCUUUUGUCUUUAACCUUAGUUUAGUGUUGUGUUCAUGCCAGGAUAAACUGUGGUUAGUCUGAACUAUGGUUACCUGAAACAAGCCAGACUCCAACCAUAGUUUAUGAAGUUGGCUUUUUUCAAAAUCAUAGUUAAUAACAGACACAACACUAAAGUGCCAUUAAUUGAAAACAGAAUUAAAAUUAUUCAGUCUCAUCUUUGUGGCCAUGCCAGAGCAGGAGAGAUGAGAGAGGAGCAAGCAAGCCCAUGGCUUGAGAAAGUACGUAAUCCUUAACGACAUAUUAGCAUUACAUCCAAACCAGGCCAUAGUGUUUCCCAGCUAAUUGGGGAUUCCAUUUGAGAUAAUUAAAGCCUGCAACCCUAAAAAUAAUUGCCUUUGGCAUGGAUGAUUUCCUGGGACUUCGUUAAAAUAAGAGUAAUUGCAUUGUUUUCAUUCUAUGUUUAGUUGUUGAAAUAAAUUAAAAAAUUGCCCAGUAGCAUCUUAGAGACCAACUAAGUUUGUUCUGGGUAUAAGCUUUCGUGUGCAUGCACACUUCUUUAGAUAUGCACACGAAAGCUUAUACCCAGAACAAACUUAGUUGGUUAAUUUUUUUAUUUAUUUUGACUGCGUCAGACCAACACGGCCACCUACCUGAAUCUAUGUUGUGCAAUGGAUCUGAGUUAUGUUUUCUAAAUGAUCCUCUUUUUUAUCUUACAGAAUCAAAUGUCCUGGUUGCAGCAUGACUUGGGGCACCUUUCAGUCUUCAGCACAUCCACAUUGAACCACUGGGUUCACAAGAUCUUAAUGGGCACAGUGAAAGUAGGUAUAUUUCCCCUUCUGAGUGGAAGCUGUCCUUUCUGACAGCCAGUGAGUUUGACUUCUGCUCUGUUUUCAACCCUGUGUUCUCCUCUCCUAUAGGGAAUGCCAGCCCAGUGGUGGAAUAACCUGCAUUUCCAGCACCAUGCCAAACCCAACUGUUUCCGUAAAGACCCUGAUCUCAACAUGCACCCCUUGGUGUUUGCUUUGGGGAAGAAGCUGGCUACAGAGGUACGUUUGCAAGGUGUAUGCUACUGAAGGGUUGCUUAGGAAAGCAGCCAGAAAGAGUGGACAGCCAAGAAUAAAGCUAUUGGGCAGCUUACAUGAGAGCCAUGAUUUUCAGCAGGAAAACGUCAGCAUGAAAAAUAUUUUAAAUUGUAUAAAAUAUAAAGAUUACACACACACACAAUUAUAAAGACAAAUAAUAUAUAAGCAUGAUAUAUAGGAGAUAAAAUAUUGGCAUGUUUUCAGACCUUAUUUCCUUUACCUACACUAACAAAACUGUCUGAAGGGAAAGAAAUGAAAACUGAGUAACUAUACAUUCAUAUAGAAGCAACAUACCACCAACAUUUUGUAUAGAUAUAAUCAGACUGAAUGUCCAUAAAGAAAGUAUUUCUUAUUUCUUAUGUCUUAAUUUUUCAUUCUUAGCAUAACUUAUAAUUUUACCCUUGGUUAAAAAUUCUUUCAAGUUGCUCAAUUACUGAGAAGUAAGUCCUCUUGAGUUCAAUAAGACUUAUUUCCAGGUAAACGUGUACAGGAGUAAGUCCCAUUGACUUCAAUGAGGCAUUUUAGGUUUUAGUUUUAGUAGAUAUGCAGAGGAUUGUGAUAUAAAGGGGCAACACCUGAAUUUCCUAAUAAGCCAAGUACCUGCUUUCCUGUUUCUAUGUUCUGUGUGUCUUCCGAGCUCCUAGUUUGGAUUGUUGAUUCGAACGCUGCCUACAUUUUUAUGAUAUGUUGUCCAUCAGGAAAGAAAUAUAUAAUGGGGUCAGGAGGGUACAACGGGCCCUAAGCAGAGAAUGAUCAUUCGUGCUCUGAGGGUCCUGGCUGGACGAAAGACAGGCUUAAAGUGCAAUAAAUAAAAUAGCUUUUGGGGGGCAGAUCAUCGCAGUUGGCCUCUCUCUCUUUUGUUUAUGGUAACAAGGAUGUGUAAUUUCAUAAGUUCAUGACCCAGCCUUGGUUAUGAUUUUUAUUUCCACACACCCCAUUUUAUGAUGAAGCCCAGGGGGAUAUGGGAGUUAAGGUGCUAAGUAUAUUUUAUUUAUGUAGCAGCUGUCACCCAGAGACUGAAAGAAUAGGCGAUAGGUGAUAAGGUGGGUGUCUAUAGCCUGAGUGAGACGUUGAUACCUCUUCCUUCACAGCUCGGGUUGCAGAAAAAGAAGUAUAUGCCUUACAACCAUCAGCACAAGUACUUCUGGCGUGAGUAUCUUUGUCCCUGAAAAAUGUCACAAGUUUCCACUCCUUUGUCACAGAGCUCAUUCCUGAAGAUACUUUUCUAAGUGAAAUAGUGUGAAUAUCUGCUGGAUAGAGAGUUUUCUGUCAAGGGACUUGCGCUUGAUGGAGUCCGUGAUCCACCUCCCCAAGAGCCAGAUCUGCCACAACUCAUCAGGUCCAGCCAGGAGCAGGGCAGGGCAGGGAGCAGCUGCUACCACAAAAUCCUAAUGAAGGGCUCUUGGAGCUCAUGAGUUUAAAUUCCCUGGAGGAACCAGUCAGAGAGAAAGGGGAGAAAAGUUUCCUGAGAAGGGAAAGAUUGGCCCAGAGGCCUAAGGAGCUUUCAUCUCUUGGUUUCCUGAGAGGUUCUUUCCCAACUUGCAUGAUGUUACAGAGAGCUUUGAAUAGGGGUAUCCCCUGUCCCCCUAUAUAAGGGAACCUGGCUACUGGGGUGCCCCAAAGAGGAUCUUGUGCCAUUUUGGUUUUAUGUAGCAUUAUAUUUAUAUCCCACCUUUCCUCCAGGGAACUCAAGGUGGCCUACAGAAUUCUCCUUCUCCCCAUUUUAUCCUCACAACCCCCCUGUGAUGGAGAUUAGGCUGAGAAUGCCAUAACCUCUAGAUCUCUCACUUCCAAGCUCUGUAGCUCAGGAAAGGGAGCUAUUGGGGUGUAUGUUCAUUCCUGUUGAACUGAGCUCUUGAUGUUUGUCUCUGACGUCUCUGGGGGUGACCCAGGCUCUGAGAAAGGUGAGGUAGAGUCUAUGAAAAAUGAGUUGUUUCUGCUCUGUUAGACCUUUGGAAUCUGGCUUUACAGGGGCCUGGGCCUGAACCCAGCACUAACCUUCAAUAAACUUUGAGCUGAUGUACUUUCCUUGUCUCAUUGUUAGUUGGGGAUGGCUUUUGAGCUUCAUCUUCUCUCCCCUGCUCCCCACGGACCACAGAGCAUUCAAUGUGCCCCUCUCUCAGGACAUUGCCAUACAUAGAAAGGGCACAGGUUAUAGAAUCCUAGCCAGCAGAGUUUGAAAACCAGAGAAUAUAGGAUAAUAGCACACUGCUUAUCUGUUGGGCCAUAGGGUGAAAGUGAGAUAUAGCAGUACGAUCAGCAAAAAAUUGAGAAUAAAAAUGUAUAGCUUAAGAAGAGACAUUUUAGACUAUGCAUUGAGUUGCUUUAACCACACUGCAGGGGAGAAUUGGAACAAAGGUGGCAGAAAUUUUAUCUUGCUGGCCGUCAGCCUCACCCCUUGAAGCAGAUAAAAUGGAGUUCUCAAGUGAGGACAAAUACUAGGUGGAUAAGGGAAAGGCAGAAAAAAGUGAAAAAGAAGAACCCUUCUGUGAGCGAAGACAAGCAAUUCUCGACUUUCUCAGGAAGAUGGAUGGUAGUUUGAAAUUUUUAUAAAGGUUGUUUUUUAAAGUCUUCCUUUUGUUUUUCAACAGUUGUAGCCCCAGCAUUGCUGGUUCCCUUCUUCCAGUGGUCUGUAUUCUACUUCUCAUUCAAGCGCAAAGAAUGGGUGGUAAGUAGUGAUUGAAUUUCCAAAAACAAAAAAAAAUCUAGAUGAGCAUCUUAUCUGUGUUGAUUUUUUCCCCUAAUUCCCACCAAGAAGCAGAUUUCUUUUUAAUCCGUUCCACUAAAAAUGCAGUUAUUGCACAUUAUAUGCAUUAUUAUACAUAUUGUUACAUGCAGUGCUUUUUUCCGGGGGGACGCAGGGGUACACAUACCCCUAACCAUUUUGUGAAUCUUUGUACUUUGGUCCAUUUACUGUAUUUAUUUUCCCAAUUUGAACUAUAAAAUGGUGAUUUUCUUCUUCUUCAAAAUGAGAGUACGCCUAAACAUUUUUUUUAGGUAAAAAAGCAAUGGUUGCAUGCCAUCCCAAUCUCUGCCGAGUGGUGCAUGCAAAUUCAGGCGUUCCAGGCACUUACCCAGGGUUUGUGUUUCCUUUUGGUGGUGCCUUUAUGGUAUAUAGUUGGUUUAUACAUAUAUACAACCUGAAGCCUAGAUGAAGGGGCUCAGAGCACUGCCACCCCAAAAGGUCCCUGCUUCUUCCCUAGCCGUAGCCUUGCACUCAAGCAGACAGCAGCCAUCAUGCUUUGCCCACUCUCCAGCAUACAUCCCUGCUGACUCCCACGUAUUGACUGGCUUCCUCUCUGAGUUCCCAUUGCUUUCUGAUCCUUCUUCUUAAUAAGCUCUGGCCUCUACUAACACAGGGAGAGGAUGCACUCCUUUGAUGUGCUAAAUGGCUCAUAACCUCAAAUGAAAUUAGGUUUUACACUUGUCAAUUGCCUAGCCUUAAAGCAAUGACAGAUAUACACCUUAGGAAGUUUGCCUAGGUUAAUUCACUCUUCACAUAUACUAAUUCCAGCAGCGGUCAACACAACUUUUAAAUACACACGCCACUGUGUAGCAAAAAAUAUAACCUUUCUUUUUCUCCUUCCUUUGACAGGAUCUAGUCUUGAUCAUUUCAUACAACAUCAGAGUCUGUCUCAUGUACAUACCUCUUAUGGGAUUUAAUUGUUUCAUGGCAUACUACUGGCUCUCCAGGUAACACGAAACCUCAGAAUCCUUCUCUCUGCUGAACUCUCAUCUCUUUUUUGUUGAUGUUUAAUCUCAAAUAUCUAUAUUUUUUUAUCCAAUUGUGAUAUACUCUGAACAUAUGUUACUUCCAACAGUUAGGUCCUGCUAGUCAUUUUAGGUUAAACGCUUUCAGGUUGUGCAAAAUGGUCUUCAGUUUGCAUUGCAUCAGCCCCCAGACUGCAACUCAAAUCUUUCGCCCCAUAAAUAUUGUUGUGUCCUGCACACAUUAAGAUGCUAGCUCAACAUGGCCUUUAGUUAACAUUUUAGAGACAUUUAUAAACUAAGACACCAGAAAGAGAAGUGUUUCUCACAUUUUGUUUAGAAAGCAUAGCCAGUGAUGGAAAGGGGUGUGGGCAAAAAAAAAAAAGUAUGUGCCCUGGGCUGCAGGUGGAGGGGCGAUUGCUAAAUUAUGGGCAAUGGGCAGCUGGCUUGCUAAAUUACCGGCAACGGGGAAAAUAAGCACUAGCAAACACAUCUGGCACUCUGCUUCCCUGACCAUGGCAAGGUGCUAUGUCCCCCUCCACCACGGUCCCUCUUUGUUCCAGGGAUCAAGGUGAGGAGGGGGAAGUGAGCUGUGGCACCACGGACCUGCCAGAGCUCCUAGGGUCUCAGGUCCUUGUUUCUUGUUUUCUUCUCUCCCCCGCUCCCCACACUUGAUCACCGUGGCCCUGAGCAAUGUGGCACAAGGAAGACCGUCAGAGAUUGGCACUUCAUUUCCUUCUGUGACUUGGGUGCCUGGGGAUUUGGCAGAGCUGGGGAAAGCGGGAGCAUCACCCGUGGCUGGCAAUUGACUUGCGAGGGGAUGGUUGGUAGGAUGGGGGUGGAGGUAAAGAGCUAGGGGGACGGGGAGAGACAGGUAAAACCAAGUGCACCCUAGCCUGCCUGUGUUUCCAUUUCUGGAAGUGCACGUCUGUGUUUGGUGUGGGUGCACGCAAACGCUGCCUCUUUGCAGCGCAAGUUGGUAGGUGCAUUCAAUCCAGCAUCAGUGCAUCUCAUGUUGGCUGGGGCUGCUGUGUUUUGGGGGGCUGAGCCCUAAGCAUAGUUGGUGGUGGGCCCUGCCACAGUAGAGUUGCUACUCCAAAAGCUGGGAAUCAUCUAAGCUAAUUCUAAGCACCAUGAACGGUUGUGGGAAUGUAGCAGAGGAGUGGGAGAGGGACCUUACAUAUGCCCAGUGGGCUUGCCAAAAUGCAAGUGGGGACAGGAGGUUGCUUUAGUGUUUGUUUGGGGUGGAUAGGGUAAACUGCCUUCUGAAAAAAUGGAAAGGAGAAAUCCCUCGUUUUCAACUCCUGGGGACAGAAGGGGGAAAGGUCAGGCCUGCCUUUGUUCUCUCAUUUGCUUUCUUCUGAUAUUAAUUUCUGUGCACCACCCUGUACACUUAGCCAAGGAUCUUAGCUGCUGCCAAUCAGUUUAAGCAGUCCUGAAAUCCGUCGCUUAAAGUUCACAAUCAGGGAGGCAGGGCAGUCUUUUGCACUUGCGGAUCCGGGACUGGGCAUAGCUGCAGGCUAAGUAGCACAAAUGAUUGUGUUGCUUCAUUUGUGAAAUACUUUACUUAGUACUCAAGGGCCAAGUAAAUAAAUUGGAGAUGGGGGAUUGACAGCAAGUUGGCUUACCACCACAUUCGACACUGUCACAUGGAUCUGCUUGUUUGUUUUUUAAAACCCACCCUUUACCCUAAAGUCCCAGGGUGGGCUACAACAAUUUAAAAUACAUUUUAAAGCAGUUCAAAAACUUACAAUUGAACAUGUCAAUUUCAAAAACUAGAGCAGAUCCUGAUGCUAUAUCCUUCCCUCUUACUGUAUGUGAAGCAGCAACCAUCAGUUGCUUCAUAGAUAUUAUUGGUUUUAGGCUGUAUUUCUUGUUUUAAUGGAUGCUCUUUAUGGUUUAUAUGGAUAUUUUUUAAAAUAUUAAACAGAUGAAUGAAAUGCUAGCUAGAUAUUUGGGUUGUGGUUUGGUGGUAAGUGUCAGGCAUGGCUUAUAUUGCAUGAAAGGAGAAAUACCAAAAAGUUAAGCCAGGCAAGAGGCUUGGGUUUGUCACUGGCCACACACAGACCUCUUGUCACUUUCAUCUUCUCAGCAGUGUACUUUGCAUUAUAUGGGAAAGGAAAACAUGGCAGCUAAAAGAGCAGCUUUGCCCACAUACUGAUUUCAAAAUAGUUUCUGCAGGAUAAAUUAGCCGGUGUGCUAUUUCUUUCCUGAUUAGUCAACAUCAGUUCAUAGUUAGUCAGCAUUAGCAAAUAAAAUUUCCUCUAUUGCUUUACAUGUAAGCUGCAAUGCCAAGGAUAUAAUUUCCUAUAUCUUUUGUGGAUCUGGUUUUUAAAAAGCCAUUGUUACACUGCCUACUUUCCAGUCCUGUGUUAUUUGCCUACUCAGGAAAAUUUCUAAGCAGUGCACAUAAUAAAAUAAUUUUCAGUAAACCCCUCAAAGCCCUUUAAAUAAUUAUCAAUAUGGACAGAGAUUGUAUCAAUAAGACAGAGAUAACAGUGUUUUAUACUGCUUUUUGAUCAAGCUAAAAUUAUGGUCCAUUUAUAGACAAGUCCAGCAUUGCAGUGGGUUUGACUUAGACGACCCAUGUGGUCCCUUCCAACUCCACAAAUCUAAGUGACACAAAUGUCAGAAGAUCAGCAAUUUCAGCUUGAAUUCUUCAAGAUCUUGGGUUAAUUCCUUCCAAACACAGGGAUUUAUUUAGUUUGUCAAUAAAUCCCAGGACUUAGUCUCUUCUUGCCCCUAUUUGGCUUAAUUCUUUAUACUCCCUCCCUUAAAAAUCUAGUUCAGUCGAGUAUCUGACCACUGCUUUCUUCAGAUGAAAAAAUAUGGAAAUAAUGUGUUCAGCUUCACUACUAUUCUCCCAUAGCAGACCUUUUACUUCCUUGUUGUCUAAUGGCCCAGCUAUCUACCUCCUUGGCCAGUUUCCUGAUUUUGAGGUAUCUAAACAAAUAUUUUUGCUGGGCUUUUUUUAAAGCAGACACACUCUUUUUUUAUUUAUUACACUCCCCAAAUUCUCUUUUCAUUUCCAUCCUUGUCGCUGUAUGCUGAUUAUCCUGCAGUUUGCAUUCCUGAGUCCUCCUCAUCUGGGCAGAGCUUCAUUGUUCUGAAGGAAGCUUCCUUGACUCUGCUCCUUAACUGGCAGCCUCCUGAAUUUCAUAGAAUCAUAGAGUUGGAAGAGAGUCACCUAGUCCAACCCCUUGCAAUGCAGGAAUCUCAGCUAAUUUGAUGGCGUCUUUCCUAAAUCUGUGUAUACUUCUUGGAAGCUUCCUUUAGUUUGGUUUUAAAUAAUCUCCCAAGGAUUUUGGAACGAUUUGAACAGCGUUGUCACCCCUUUCAUCUAACUAAUCCCCUUUCCCACUUGUGUAUAUGUUGACAUAGCUGUCACUGUUCCCAGUCAGUUUAACUACCCUUAUAUCUUACACCCAAAGCAUUUAGGAUUACGUCUAGCAUCACCUCCCAUCAGCUCCUUGAUCAAUUGUUUUGAGGCACAAUAAUUUUGUAUACCUGGAAAUCAUGUUUCUCCAGAUUCGGCAGCAAGACAUCAAGGAGGGUUUGGUGCCACCGCGUGGUUAAAGGCAGAAAAGGCAACCUUUAGGGAAGUAGAACUCCCAUCAAGCAAUUUCCUUUCCUGCCUUUGUCAAGCACACAUUCCCAAUUUCAGUUCCCCUCUCCUCAGGCAUUUACCGUAAUUUCCUUUUCUACCUAUUUUUCCCGUCUUUUCCCCCCCUAGGUUAUGUGAGGAUUAUUAUGUCCUCCAUUGUUGCAACACUUCCUCUCUCUCUUUUCCCUAAUCAAGUAUUUUAGUUCAGUUGCUUUUGGCUCUAGAGUUAUUUAUACAGCCUGUCAAAUUUAUACAGCCUGUCAAAUUUAUACAGCCUGUCAAAUUUAUACAGCCUGUCAAAUUCAAAAUGGGCAAUUUUAGCUUUGCUUACCAAAUAUGAGUUGAAAUAAACAUACUAAAUAUGUUUAGGGCAUUGAAAAAAAAUCCCAGAACAUGAAGAUUUCUGGUGUGGAGGCAGCCUUGCUCUCACUUACUAUGGAUAUUUUCUUAGGACUGCUUCGCCUAUUCUAGUAAUAGAGCAAUAGAGGUACAGAUUUAGUGCAAAGUAUGCCAUGAAGUGGGAUGAGGGUGGCGCUGUGAUCUAAACCACAGAGCCUAGGGCUUGCCGAUCAGAAGGUCGGCAGUUCGAAUCCCCGCGACAGGGUGAGCUCCCGUUGCUCGGUCCCAGCUCCUGCCCACCUAGCACAUCAAAGUGCAAGUAGAUAAAUAGGUACCGCUCCGGUGGGAAGGUAAACGGCGUUUCUGUGCGCUACUCUGGUUCGCCAGAAGCAGCUUUGUCAUGCUGGCCACAUGACCCGGAAGCUGUCUGCGGACAAACGCAGGCUCCCUCGGCCUAUAGAGUGAGAUGAGCGCACAACCCCAGAGUCAUCUGCGACUGGACCUAAUGAUCAGGGGUACCUUUACCUUUACCUUUUUAUGCUAUGAUGUAUGCAAUCGGUGUGGGGCAGGGACCUUACAGUGAAGGGUGUACUCUUUGAAGUUUAAAUGUGUACCUGUUUCUAUUUUAAUAUGUAAAGUGGUCCUCAGCAAACAGCUUGAAUAUGGCUGUGAUGGGUUUUACCAGACAAAUCCCAGAUCAACAUACCAAGUUAAGUAACAAGAUGUGUUUUUUGUGUGUGACAAUGCUCUGUAUGAACCAACCCGGACCCUGCAAUCAUCAAUUGAGUCCUUUCGUUGUGUGCCCCCUCCAUGAGAGGCUUGGAGGGUGGCAGCACGAGAAAGGGCCUUUUCUGUUGUGGCUCGCCACUUGUGGAAUGCUGUUCCCAGGAAGGCUCGUCUGGUACAUUCAUUAGAUAUCUUUAGACUCCAGGCAAAAACAUUCUUCUUCUCCCAUGCCUUUGGCUGACUGAACAAUCAAUGUCCUUUUAAACUGGAGGGGGUGGGAUAUUGUUUUGUUUGUUACUAUGUUAUGCAUCUUUGUGUUUUUUUAUUGUAAACCACUCUGUGGUCCUUGGAUGGAUUGUGCUAUAGAAAUUCAAUAAUAAUAAUAAUAAUAAAUGCAUUUGACUUGGCAGGUAUCUAGAGUCCACUUGGUUUACUUGGGUUUCACAAAUGAAUCAUAUCCCAAUGAACAUUGAUUAUGAUAGAAAUAUGGACUGGGUGUCUACCCAGGUAAGACAAUUUCUUAUUGUUCAAAUAAUUAGUUUCUGGUGUUUUAUUGUGCGUGUGUUACGCAAAACAUUAUUGGCACAAAACUGGUGCAUUAUUAGUGGCUUUGGCUUGUUCCGCAGUGUUUCCUCAAUGCUACCACAUUAUUUCUGUCUAGAGGGGCAACUGAUCAACAAAAGUGGGACAAAAUAAAGCAGAGCAUUUGUGGCUCAAAAAGUUACUGGAACUAUGGUAUAUGCACUGACUGGAAAUGAAGCAAUGUGACCACCCCAAAACAUUUGGAAGCGACCCAAACGAUGUUGAAAAUGAGAUCACGUCUGACCACCCCAAUAACAUCAUGAACAAAAAUAAUCAUGAAUGCGCAGUGGAAAGGGUGUCUGAAGGGGCUCUGAGAGUCAUCACAGACACUUUUAGACUAGUGAUGGUGCAAAAGACAAAAAUAUGGAGGGGUGGGUGGGUACUGGAAUACAAUAUAGCUCCAGUUUGGCAAGUCAAGCUGAAUACCACCCCCACUCAUGCUUCGGCUGUGCUUCUGACCGCACAGAAGUUUUUAAUGUAGAGUCAGACAGGGAUUCAUUCAUGCAUUUGUUAAAACAUCCUACCUUUUGUAUUUACAUCCUACCUUUCCAUUAUAUAUAGAAAUGUCCAAGGCAGUCUAAUCAAAAGUUUGAAAGCAAUCAGCUUUUUUUUUUAUUUUUAAAAAGCAACCUUCUCCAUGUUCCCCCACCGAAGGAAGUACAGCAGACACCUGCUAGGGACAUGGAGCCUUCAGUGGUGGAGCCCCCAGGGAGGCUUGUCUUGUGCCUACAACUAUGGUCUUUUUAGCUGCAUCCUGAAUAUCUUCUCGUUCUCCCAAACCUCUUAAAUUACAAUUUUAGAAUUUGCACAAAGUUCCCCCUUGCGGACUUAAAUUUAGUUGGCUGCUGUGUUUUUAUACUGAUUUUUGUUUGGCCUUUUUUUUGCUGGGAUUUUUGUUUUUGUGAUUUGUUUUUUAUCUUGUUUUAGUGUUUCUAGUGAGAUUCUGUAUUGUGUUGUAUGUGUAAAGAAUUUGGGAAACUUGGUUGAGUAGCAUAUAAGUAAAAUGAAAAGAGCACAGAAACAGAAAGAACUGAUUGCAAAUCCAGAGGAGCCAGGGAAAGUCGGGUCUAAGGCCAAAACCAGAAAGAUAUCCAGGUGGCAUUGAAAAAUCCUCAGCCUCUUGCCAGUUUUCCCUGCUGCGAGUUUUCCUCCCCUGUCCCACAAAGAGGUAGCCAGCAUGGUCUUCUCCAGCUGACAGUUCCCAUCAUCCCUGAUCAUUUAUCAUGCUGGCUAGGACUGAUGGAAGCUGGGAAUCAAAUAACACCAGAGAUAUCUUAGUGUAUGUAGAAAAGUGAGGUGGGGGGGAUUUUUGGCAGGGGACUGGUGUUGCUGGGCAAACUCCUCCAGACAGUCUUUCAGAGUUUAGGAGUACUUUAAAAUGUAAAUCUCAAGCUUUUCUGAGAGGUCUUCUUUUUUAAAACAACAACUACUACAAAAGCUGAGCCAAUUGCAAAUUGGGAUGGAGGACAUUUUGCCCAUUUUUAUUUCUGUGGGAAAGGAAUGCUAAGGCAACUCCCAAUUUAUGUGGGGGAUGUGUUCCGUGUCGUGGCAUGCAAUGGCGGAGGGUGCAUAAGGCUGCUCCACUCUGCUCUGCCCUGUCCCAUCCUGUUCUGUCCCUGUUCUUGUCCUGGCCACAGUGCACAGCCGUGUGUCAGUUAGACACACAUAAAUCAGUCGUUACCUGCAAAGCAUCUUUUGGAAAGGUGGGAUACCUGCCUUUCUGACCAUUUCCCUUGAGAAACUGGCUGGAAUGCUACUCCUGUGGGAUCCAGUUGCUGCUACUUAGAGGAACAUAAAAGAUAACUGUGCCUCAUUCAGUUGCAGUCUCUUUGUGUGAAACAAAGAGUUCCAUUGUUCCACAUCCUUUCUUAUAUUUCCCCCUGCAGCUCCAGGCAACGUGCAAUGUGGAUCAGUCCCCGUUCAAUGACUGGUUCACUGGCCACCUGAAUUUCCAGAUUGAGCACCAGUAAGUAGGACAGUGGGAGCCACAAAAUCCUUUGUGCAUCUCCCUAGUGUGUGGUUUUAUGAAAUCAUUGCGAGUGGGAUGGGCAUUCUAAAUAAGAAAGAGGAGCUGAUUUGACAGAACACCCUUUCUUCCCUCUGCAGUCUUUUCCCCACGAUGCCUCGCCACAACUACUGGAAGGUGGCCCCCCUGGUGAAGUCUCUGUGUGCCAAGCAUGGCAUUGACUACCACAGCAAGUCCCUGCUCCAGGCCUUUGCAGACAUUUUGCAGUAAGUAUGGCAAGGGUGCUUUAUGAACUGCAGUGUGGCAAGAAAAGCAAUAAGGAAGUGGAAGAAAAGGGCAAAAAGUACUGGAGCCCUAGUCAGCCAUUAACAUUUACUAGAGCUUGUCCUAUUAGUGUAGUUAAGGGCCGAGGGGAGAGCAACACUGGCUCCACCCUCUGUCUAGUGGCACUUCCAGGUGACCUGUUUAAGCAUUUAUUCCCAUUUGUUUGAAGGGAUGUUGGAUGAUGUUGCAUCAAAGCAGGUGCUAUCCCACAUCUUCCAGUGCAUUUCCCAAUGGCUUUUCUUAUCACUGAGAAGUGUUAAGAAAACACUGCCGUCUAGUGUCCAAAGGCAGGAAACUCAUGAGACCAGCUGCUUCCACAAGUUGAUAUUCCUGUCUUUGGGCGCUAGAUGGCAAUGUCUCCCAUCUCCCGUUUGCUCCAUGGAGAACAGGAUGCUGGAUAAGAUGGGCCAUUGGCCUGAUGUAGCAAGCUAUUCUUAUGUUCUUAACCUGAAUUUGCUGGUGUGUGGUUGAAUCCUACCCAAAAAUAACAACCUGGCAUCUAAGGAACAGUCAAAUAUCUGUUCUGUCCCUUCCUCCCCACCCCACCCCACCCCACCGCACUCCCCAAAUCAUGAACAUCAAAAGAGGCUUUUUCAAACCCUUUCCUUAUUAAGCUCCUCCAGGCACUCCUGUUUGCCUAUGUUUUGCUUUAUGCAUGACAUUGAACAGCUGAAGUGGAAAAAGGGAAAACUCAAGAUACAUCCAGUUAUAUAAUAAUAAUAAUAAUAAUAAUAAUAAUAAUUUAUACCCCGCCCAUCUGGCUGUGUUUCCCCAGCUACUUUGGGCAGCUUCCAACAAAACAUUAAAAUACAAUAGUCUGUCAAACAUUAAAAGCUUCUCUAAACAGGGCUGCCUUCGGUUGGUCUCCUUUAGCCUCACUAGGGAUGGAGGGUGGGGAACAGUUUCGGUUUGCACUUACAGGUGAAGCUUCCGAUUCACACUGUCUGAAAGAGUAUGAGAACUGAAACAUAGCCACCCAAUUUGCACUUUUCCAAAUUUUGCAAUGUAGCUGUUAUGCCAAAUACAAAAUCCCAUAUACUGUAAAGUGUGCAAUAAAUGUAUAUGUUGGUGAUUAAAAAUGGGGGGAAAUGCAUUAUAGUAAGGAAAAUUGCAUGCAAAGAUGUUUAUAUUAGGCAGAUUUCUGUAUUAGGGAAAAAUGAACAUGAUACAAGCUAUACAGGGGAACUGAAAUGCAUAAAAUACCAGUCAUAUCUAAAGCCAAAGUUGUAAAUUCACCUUUUUUCAGGUGAUUGUUCCUAGGAAGCGUAUAUAUUUAUGCACAUCAGGCAUGCUAAAAUUUGUAUGUUAACAGUUUUCAGUACCUUCUUUUUUAUUCAAAGUAAAGCUAAGGGAAAUCUCGCCCUGCUGGUGCAAUUAUUUAGUUGAACACAGCCCCAUAUAACAGAAAUAUAUGCUAUUAAGUGGUCAUGUUUUAAAUAUCUGCACAUGUUCAGAAAAAGAAAUCCAGUUUGAAAUUGUUGAAAUACAAUGUUCAAACUAUAUUUCCUGUGGGAAUAUAUCAUUUUGAACUCUUUCAAACGCUUAGUUUUACAGCAUGGUAAAGCUAAUGUGGCAUACUUUUGAAGUUUAAUUUUCUAUAUGCUAGUCAAAUAAACAUGGUAAAUCAGAAGUGCAUUGAUUUAGGGCAGUGGGAACUGUUUCAGAUUGAUCAACAUCACUGGAUAUGGAAUUGCUGCCUGUGCAUUGAUCAAAGAAGUAUAUAGUAGUGAGAUGUAGUGGCGGGGGGGAAACCCACCUUUCACUUGCCGCAUUGUCCUCUCUUCUUGUUUAAUCAAAGCCCCCACUCCCUGUCUUGCAGCUCUCUAAAGGAUUCAGGAGAUGCCUGGCGUGAAGCAUAUCUGUAUGGAUAAGAAGCAGCAGAGACUCAAGAAGGAGGACCAUGAAGAUGCAUCACAGACUAGAGGGCAGCUAAUGUGCUAUGAAGAAUUUGGGGUCUGGUGGGUGAGCUAGACAAAUAAUUAUUUUUGGCAUGGGGUUGGGGGACUCCUGAAACUUUCCUACAUCUAUGCACAGUUGGGGUUUUUUGUGUGUGUGCACAUGUUGUUCUGGUUGCACUGUGGCUUUUCGGGUGACAGGGUCAUGGAAAGGGAAGGUCUGUGCUUCAUGCAGAAGUACAUCUUGCUUUUUGUUGCGUGUAUGAGUUCGAAACCUGACUGUCGUCUUCCGUAUGGUUGGUGAGGGAUGCUUUCAGAAGAGGUGUGUUUAAAGCAAAAAGGCAGAGCUGCAGUGGGGAACUACAAUGCAGAUGUAAUAUUACUUGUGAAAGCCGCAUGUUAGGGCUUAUCUACACUUACUUUUCCUGUGGUCUUUUCAUGCACGGUCCACACUUUAAAGCUCUGUGUUCGAAUUCCCUUUCCCUUUGGAGCUUUCCCCACAAAAAACUGCUCUUUAAAGCGUAGUUGGAGCAAAUGGCAAUCCGCUGGAAAUCUGAAUCGCUGUUUAUGCUGAUUGAGUGUUAAAGAAUGGAUUUUCAAGGAAAACUCUGGGGCAAAAAAAGAAAACAGCAAUGUUCAGACAUGGAGCUUUUAUAAGUGUUCACCUGUGCCUGGAAAGAGCAGGGCAAGAGGUAAGUGUGGAUAAGACCUUAGUUGAAGGUCAAUUUUAAAUCUUAGCUUCAGCUGCAAGCUCAGGGAUACAAUUUCAGGUUUGCCUAGAGGUAAGGGACCAGAUAACAUAACUGAGUUUAAAGCUGAGUGUGUUCAUGUUUAUUCCUGUUUCAAAACGUGUUGUAUUAAGAGCCGUUGGUUGCAGAUGUUUUUCUUCAAAGCCUCAUAAUAACCAGAGAAAUAGGUGCUCCUGGAGGAUAAUCACAUGUGAUCUGAACUCUCCUCAUGUACCCCUCCUCCCAAACAGCACCUGUUGUGCAAAAUGACCUUUCCAUGCUGAGGUUAGGAAACGUUUUCUCAGCAACUUGUAUUCAUCUAUCUAAUGUUAUCACUGCCCCAACAUCUUCCCAAAGGUGGUUGCCUUCGCAUGGUGGCAGACCAAAGAAGUGCCUCUUCCCCUCCACUAUGCGCUUCAAAGAACGCUUGAGCCUGGCCUCCAAACCAAUGCCUGAUCACAUGACUAGCGCUCCUCUUUUGAAGGAGAGGAAUUGUGUGGUUGCAAUCUCAAUGUAAUCCGGUAUUGGCAUGAAUGCCUCUGGUCAUGGUUCUUUGAAACCACACUCUCUUACUCCAUUACUACACAAAGGCCGCUGCCACUGGGAAUGUGUUACCUGGGGCAAUGCCUCUUGCCUGGUGAUUAUCUGGCAGUGUGAUUGAAAGUAUUAAUAAGUUCAGUAUUUGUUGUCUUGACCCACAAUUGGAAGCAUCAACCUUCUGUUGGUCCUUUAGCACAGCCCUCUUAGGAUGUACACCACUUCAUGUGUACAUAUUUGUAUUUAUUUGUAUCUUUUAAUAUAUUUCAUAAAUUUAUUUGGGUCAAUA
Messenger RNA from Podarcis lilfordi (Lilford's wall lizard), 22298 nucleotides. Lineage: Eukaryota; Metazoa; Chordata; Lepidosauria; Squamata; Lacertidae. The record is from the annotation of a GenBank genome assembly.